AUGUCGUCUAAGAUUGAAAGAAUCUUUUCUGGACCCGCUUUAAAAAUCAACACUUAUUUGGAUAAGCUCCCAAAAAUUUACAAUGUUUUCUUCAUUGCUAGUAUAUCCACCAUUGCUGGUAUGAUGUUUGGUUUUGAUAUUUCCUCAAUGUCUGCCUUCAUUGGUGCCGAUCAUUAUAUGAGGUACUUUAAUUCUCCAGGAUCAGAUAUUCAAGGGUUUAUUACUUCUUCCAUGGCUUUAGGAUCAUUUUUCGGUUCGAUUGCUUCUUCAUUUGUUUCUGAACCUUUUGGUAGAAGAUUAUCAUUGUUAACCUGUGCCUUCUUCUGGAUGGUCGGUGCUGCUAUUCAAUCCUCAGUUCAGAAUCGUGCUCAAUUAAUCAUUGGUAGAAUUAUUUCUGGUGUUGGUGUUGGUUUUGGUUCUGCUGUUGCCCCAGUCUAUGGUGCCGAAUUGGCCCCAAGAAAAAUUAGAGGUCUUAUUGGUGGUAUGUUCCAAUUUUUUGUUACUUUAGGUAUCAUGAUCAUGUUUUACUUAUCCUUCGGAUUGGGCCACAUUAAUGGUGUCGCUUCAUUCAGAAUUGCUUGGGGACUUCAAAUUGUUCCUGGUCUUUGUUUAUUCUUGGGUUGUUUCUUUAUUCCAGAAUCUCCUCGUUGGUUGGCUAAACAAGGUCAAUGGGAAGCUGCUGAAGAAAUUGUUGCCAAGAUUCAAGCUCAUGGUGAUCGUGAAAACCCCGAUGUUUUGAUUGAAAUUUCCGAAAUCAAAGAUCAAUUAUUGUUAGAACAAUCAAGCAAGCAUAUUGGAUAUGCUACUUUGUUUACCAAAAAAUAUCUUUAUAGAACAUUUACUGCUAUUUUUGCACAAAUUUGGCAACAGUUGACUGGUAUGAACGUUAUGAUGUACUAUAUCGUUUAUAUUUUCCAAAUGGCAGGUUAUUCCGGUAACAGUAACUUGGUUGCUUCUUCUAUUCAAUAUGUUAUAAACACUUGUGUUACUGUACCUGCAUUGUAUUUUAUUGAUAAAGUGGGUAGAAGACCAUUAUUAAUUGGUGGUGCUACUAUGAUGAUGGCUUUCCAAUUCGGUCUUGCUGGUAUUUUGGGUCAAUACUCAAUUCCUUGGCCAGAUAGUGGUAAUGACUCAGUCAACAUUAGAAUUCCUGAUGACAGUAAAUCUGCCUCUAAAGGUGCCAUUGCUUGUUGUUACUUAUUCGUCGCUUCCUUUGCCUUUACUUGGGGGGUCGGUAUUUGGGUCUAUUGUGCUGAAAUCUGGGGUGACAACAGAGUUGCUCAACGUGGUAAUGCUGUUUCCACUGCUGCCAACUGGAUUUUGAAUUUCGCUAUUGCCAUGUAUACCCCAACUGGUUUCAAAAAUAUUAGCUGGAAAACAUAUAUCAUUUAUGGUGUCUUUUGUUUUGCUAUGGCUACUCAUGUCUACUUUGGAUUCCCGGAAACCAAGGGUAAAAGAUUGGAAGAAAUUGGUCAAAUGUGGGAAGAACAUGUUCCUGCUUGGAGAUCGAGAUCUUGGCAACCAACCGUUCCUAUUGCCUCCGACGCCGAAUUAGUAAGAAAAAUGGAAAUUGAACAUCAAGAAGACAAAUUGAUGAAUGAAGAUUCCAACUCUGAAUCUAGAGAAAACCAAGUCUAA
Molecule: messenger RNA, 1638 nt
Organism: Candida dubliniensis CD36
Lineage: Eukaryota; Fungi; Ascomycota; Pichiomycetes; Serinales; Debaryomycetaceae
Gene: HGT1
Product: Hgt1p
Exons: 1
Coding region: 1-1638 (545 amino acids)
Biological process (GO): carbohydrate transport; transmembrane transport
Cellular component (GO): membrane
Molecular function (GO): carbohydrate:proton symporter activity
Source: RefSeq, a predicted model, not a curated record